GCCCAGCAGCUAUUUCUCGGCUGUCGGGCUCGAGGUGGCAGAAGGCGACAGGGAGAGGGGUGUGUGUGUGUGUGUGUGUCCCCACCACCACCGCCGCUCUCCCCCGGGGGGUGUGAAGAGGGGUGCCUGCACCCCACGCCCGCCCCGACCAUGGGGGGCUGGUCCCGCAGCGCCUGGAUUUUGCCCCUUUUCUUGGCUGGGCUCGUCCAGCCGGGGCAGAGCCAGGAGAGGGAGAAGGUGAAAUGCUACGGCUCGGUGCAGGGUACCAUCUACGACUACGGGGCCCUGACCAUCCACGGGGACGAGUACAUCCCCUUUAGGAAUUACGAAGGAAAGAUGGUGCUCUUCGUCAACGUGGCCACGUACUGAGGCCUCACCCUACAGUACCUUGAACUGAAUGCACUACAAAAUGAGCUGGGACCCUAUGGGCUCGUUGUCCUGGGCUUCCCCUCCAACCAAUUUGGGAAGCAGGAACCUGGCCAGAACUCCGAGAUCCUCCCCGCGCUGAAGUAUGUCCGGCCGGGGGGCGGUUUUGUCCCCAACUUCCAGCUCUUCCAGAAAGGGGACGUGAACGGGGCCAAGGAGCAGAAGGUCUACACCUUCCUGAAGAACGCCUGUCCUCCGGUGGCGGAGGAGUUUGGGAACCCCAAGAACCUUUUCUGGGAGCCUCUGCGGAACCACGACAUCAAGUGGAACUUUGAGAAGUUCCUGGUGGGCCCCGACGGCGUGCCUGUCAUGCGCUGGUACCACCGCGCCAACAUCGCCGUUGUGAAGAACGACAUCAUCGCCUACAUGAGGCAGCAGCAGCAGCAGCAGCAGCAGCAGCAGCAGCAAGAACCGGACGAGUAGAGGCUGGGGCUGCCAGCCUGAGGGGUGGCUUCUCCCUCCUCCUGGCAUCCCCCCCUGGUUGCUGCAGGGCUGCUCCCCAUCCUUUCCCCCUUGCCAGAUGCUCCCCAGCAGCAGGAGCCAAACACUGAGCCCACACGCUGCCCCCUCCAUCGCUCCCGUCUCUGGCAUCCCCCGGCCGGGAUACCGGACCAGGCAACCCGGUGGCAGAGACCUCAGCGAUGGGAGAGGAGCGUUUCCCAAUAACCCUGUGUCCCACCUUCACCCCCGGGUGGUGCCCUCUCUUCCUGGCCCCAGCUUGCCCCCCCUGCUCCGCCACCCCAGGCAGCGGGAGGCUGCAGGGACUGGCUGCCUCUGGAGCAGAAGACCACAUCUCCAUGAAGGCUUGGCCCGAAAGCCCCUGGCGUGGGGCGGGCCUGGCCUGAUCCUGACGGGCACGGAGCAGCUCUUCAGUGCAUUCAAGCUGCCCGUGGUCCCAGAGACGUGCUCCUCUCCUGGCCAGGGGCAGCCAGCCCCUCAGCCCUCACCACAGAAAUGCCAAAUAAAGGCUCUGCAAACACACA
Molecule: messenger RNA, 1409 nt
Organism: Tyto alba (common barn owl)
Lineage: Eukaryota; Metazoa; Chordata; Aves; Strigiformes; Tytonidae
Gene: GPX3
Product: glutathione peroxidase 3
Exons: 5
Biological process (GO): response to oxidative stress
Molecular function (GO): glutathione peroxidase activity
Source: RefSeq, a predicted model, not a curated record